Molecule: messenger RNA, 1877 nt
Organism: Salvelinus fontinalis (brook trout)
Lineage: Eukaryota; Metazoa; Chordata; Actinopteri; Salmoniformes; Salmonidae
Gene: hnrnpaba
Product: heterogeneous nuclear ribonucleoprotein A/Ba
Exons: 9
Coding region: 128-1174 (348 amino acids)
Biological process (GO): regulation of gene expression
Cellular component (GO): nucleoplasm
Molecular function (GO): RNA binding
Source: RefSeq, a predicted model, not a curated record
CCAACGACGGCUUGGCGUCGUAUGGAAGAAGCCAUCUUGAAGAGCGUUGGCUGGUUCUGUUGUCAUUAGGCGAUUUGGAGAGAUUAUUUUCAAUUAUUUUAUUUGUGACAAGGGAUCUUAGUACAACAUGUCAGACACCGAGCAACAGUUUAUGGAAACAUCCGAAAACGGCCAUGAAGGCGAGGAGGACUUUAACGGAGCCGAGCCCGCUGAUGAGACCGAAGCCCCGAAUGAAGGCGAGGCAGAGACCGAAGCCUGCGUAGAAGAUAAAACUGCAUUAGAGGGAGAAGGCAAAGGGGAGGGAGAAGAUUCACAAAAUGGUGCCUCGGAGGGGGAAGGCGGACAGAUCAACGCCAGCAAAGGCGAGGAGGACGCGGGGAAAAUGUUUGUUGGCGGACUUAGCUGGGACACGAGUAAGAAAGAUCUUAAAGAUUAUUUCUCUAAAUUCGGUGAGGUGACAGACUGCACCAUAAAGAUGGACCAGCAGACAGGCCGGUCAAGAGGCUUUGGCUUUAUUCUCUUCAAAGAAGCAGCCGGUGUAGACAAGGUUCUCGAGCAGAAGGAACACAGACUAGAUGGGCGACAGAUUGACCCCAAGAAGGCCAUGGCCAUGAAGAAGGAGCCUGUGAAGAAAAUCUUUGUAGGUGGUCUCAACCCAGACACAGAAAAGGAAGUUAUCCAGGAGUACUUUGGAACUUUUGGAGAGAUCGAGACGAUUGAGCUUCCACAGGAUCCAAAGACCGAAAAGAGAAGGGGCUUCGUGUUCAUUACGUAUAAGGAUGAAACUCCUGUCAAAAAAGUGCUAGAAAAGAAAUUCCAUAAUGUCAGUGGAAGCAAGUGUGAGAUUAAAAUAGCCCAGCCUAAAGAGGUGUACCAGCAGCAGCAGUAUGGUGGCCGUGGAGGUGGGGGACGAGGAAGGGGUCGUGGAGGUCAGGGCCAGAACUGGAACCAAGGUGGUGGUGGUGGAUACAACAACUACUGGAACCAAGGCUACGGUAACCAGGGCUAUGGCUACGGUGGACAGCAAGGCUAUGGCGGAUACGGAGGCUACGGCAACUACGACUACUCCGCAGGAUACGGCUAUGGUGGUGGCUACGACUACAACCAGGGCAAUGCAGGCUAUGGGAAAACUCCAAGACGUGGAGGCCACCAGAGUAGCUACAAGCCAUACUGAUCACAUGUAGUGCAGGUCUAAAGUAAAUAAGAAAAAAGAAACCCAUGGUCCGGCCACAGCGAACAUGGGCUCUGGCUUUUCCUUUGGAGUUGGCAGAAAUUUGGCCUCAUGCCCCAUAUGUACAGAUGAAGUGAGGAACUGGGGAAGCAAAUGCCACUUCCACUUUUUAUUUGAUAUUGUUUUGUGUCCAUUUCCAGAGAUGGAAGUGUUAUUUUUACUGUACUUUUUGGUACCUUUUUGAAUAAUGUAUUGUAUGGUCGUAUUUUACAUGUCUGCUGGACUUACCAACAAACAGGAGCAGAGCUUUCGUAAGCUUUUCAAAUAAACUUUUGUUGGUGUUUCUAGAUUUGUAGUUUUUUUUCUUUUUCUCAUGCUGAGUGUUUGAUGCGAGUUGCAUGGCUUCAGAUGUGGGGUGAGGCGACGGGAUUAAACUAAUCAAAGGUUUCAUUGUAAGCUUGUCUAGUGAAUGUUUGCAGUUGGCUAGUAGACGAUGACAACCAGCAUUUGUUUUUUUGGCUUUUAAGGAGCCCCCCCCCCCCCCCUCAUAUUGUCUGCAUUUUUAAAGUGGCUACUAGUGUUACAAACAAUACAAUCCAACCGAGCGCAAGCCUGUUAAUGUAAGAGGGCCUUCCCUCUCUCACUGGAAACUCAUUCCUCUAGUGUCUUGGGCAAAUUGGUAGAAAUAAACUUUUGGUUUAUAUUA